AUGGCUUCCGAAUACAGGAUACACAAACCAUACAUUCUGGCGCAUUUGCCGAAGCCUUUGGACCAUACCAAGGGAAAUAUCGUAGCCAGAGAAGUGUACGGCCAGCGCGAUGGCCAGAAGAAGAGAAAGCGAACCGAGCUUGUUGUUGGCGUUGACGGCGAGACCACAAGCAUCUACGAUGUUCCUGCUUCAAGACUCGUCACAUCUUAUCCAAUCCCGCCGCAAGAAUCGUUUACCUGCCCCCCAUACUCUGUACGAGUCCGUCGAAACAACACCACCGAUGCCUUGCGAUACACAUUCAUAGCCACCGCCGACAACGGGGCUCACAAAAUCACUCUAUUCAAGGACGUAGCCCAUCGUGACGGGAAAACGACAUCGAACAGCAUCUCGCAAGUUUUGCAGACCUCUGCUGUCAAGUACAUCACUUGCUCUUCACCCUCGAGUCAAUCCGCAAACAUUGGGGAUAUAAUCGCUGUCUGCGAAGACGGAGAGGUUGUUUGCUUGUCUGGGGAAUCCCUGGCUAUACAAUGGUUCUCCUCUUCCAAGGCAAUGCUUCAAGAUUCAGUGGCUACAGCCAUUUCCGAGUUCCAUAUCGAAUAUGCACUUUCAGGAAGCACUGCCGAGUUCAACGAAGGGUUGUUCAAGAAUCGACCUGAAGUCUUCAGCGCUCUGCCCAAGUCUACUGGUUCUCAAGUGGAGCUUGUUGUUCUGAUCUCCAAGAGCUUGAGCCAAAACGUGGAGAACCGGCAUUUGAUCGUGCUGGCAGCCGUAUCUGGAAGCUCUUCAGCAUCGGCCGACGUGCAGCAUCUCGUUCCCCUCGACAUUAUGCCAAUCACUUCAAUCGCGAGCCAGGACAAUGACGAAUCUCCCAUCUACCAGGUUGAUGUACAGUCGGGCCUCUUGCUUCAGCUUCAGCAGGGAGCUAUUGGUGUCUACGACUUGACGGGUGCCGUGCCCAAGCUCAAGUCGUCGAUUGAGGCAGAGAAUGCGCAAACCUUUGUCCGGCUUUUCAAGCCCUUCAUUCUCGCCUCGUCACUAAACUCCAUUGGUCUUUACAACUACCAGUAUCGAUCCAUCCACUCCAAGGCUUCUCUGGACUGGUCUGAAAUUCCAACUGAUGGCGAAACACCUCGAUCUUGUCAGCUGAUCAGCUACCUGCGAAGCCAAGAUACAGUCGUUGCCCUGGUAGAGAACAUUCUUGUGACCAUUCAAGUCGAGCCGCCAAAGAACCCUGGCAAACGGCGAAAGGAAGGUCUCCUGAUUGACUCUAUUGGGCGAGGCACUGGUCUUGAAGUGCCAUUCAAGAAGAUGAGAUGCGAGGCGUCAUCUGAGUUCAACAAAUUGGUUCCAGGAACGCUUACAAGCGAUUAUCUCGUCCAGUUUCAAGCCGAAACAGAAGCAGCCGAUAGGUUACUCGCGAAUAACGACCUAAACAAGUGGGAAGACGUCUUGCGCCGCAAGUUCAACGUGCCCAAGAAGAGCACAGGGCUGCCGAACGGCGACAAUAAGACUCUGGAAGGUUCCGAUGUGCAAGAGCUGCCAGAGUGGGAGUGGCUGUCUGGAUUGUCUUACCCUGCGGUGGAUCGCAGAUGGAUCAUUUACGCCAUCACUCAAGUAUUUUCAGUUGACGUGAAGGAGGUUGGUGAAUCUACACGGCCAGAGCUGCGUCUCGUAUUGCCCGAGAGCAAUGUGACAACCUACCUUGUGGUCGCGGGCCAUCUCACUCUAUCCAACCUAAGAACGGCCUUCCGAGAUGAACUCGCACCCGAGGCAUCAGACAACCGCGCCGUUGCUGGAGACUUGAUCCGGAGCCUUGCGGAUGCUGAUCUCUCACUGACCCUGUUGCUAAACUACCUGCAAGCAACCAAGCUGGGCGAGGUUGAACUUUUACUCGCCAUUAGAUCCCUAAUGCUCAGCAUGGACUUGAUUCCCGAGGGAAAAAUGGACGCCACCAAACUUUUGACAAGCGAGCCCCAUGCCGACAACAGCAACAAGGACGACGAUAUUGAAAUGGACCUGGAUGAUUUGGAGCGAAAGAUUGCUGUCACAGAGCAUUAUCUGGGCGAUGACUCUAGUAGCCGCUCGCGUGGAUUGACUCUAGCAUUCACUAAGCUCUGGCGGCUGCCUGCGGUCUCCACGGUCAAGGCUCUCCGAACAACAGUAUCAACGGAGGACAUUAUGUCACUCAUCUACCUGCUACGAGUGGAAUUACUCCGCGGAGCUUGGACUUCUCUAUACAUUGAUCCUACCAGCUUUGAUUCGGAGGGCAACGAGCCUCCCCCAGAUGGCGUCAUUGCCCUAAUUGCAGACCUCUUGGGUCGAUGCCUGGACGCAGUUGGAGCUGGUGGAUGGCUAUUUAACGAUGCCAUCUCGUGGGCUGACAAGGCCGAAGCCAGCGACUUCCUGACAGCCCUUCGACUCGAAGUUACAGCUGCGCUAGAAGGCAUUGAAGAAGCCGUCUUCUUGAAUGGUAUCCUCGGUGAGACUGUGCGAUUCGGAAACGCAGCCCAAAAGGGUGGCGCAGCCAGAGCAUCACAAAACAAGUCGAUCCUUUUCCAGGUAGAGAACCGGGAAACCAAACUACUGCCGCUUGGCUUGAAGACAAAGUCGCUGCCUACCAGGGAGAAGGUGGUGUCGGGAGGUGAAGUGAUGCAGAGGAGCGUUCGAGAGAUGGGACACCUGAUCAGUCAAAAGGUGGAGGCGUACUCUUUGGAGAAGCUCUCCAUUUGA
Messenger RNA from Trichoderma gamsii, 2730 nucleotides. RefSeq lists its product as hypothetical. Bases 1 to 2730 code for a protein of 909 amino acids. NCBI's taxonomy places the organism in Eukaryota, Fungi, Ascomycota, Sordariomycetes, Hypocreales, Hypocreaceae. The transcript is spliced from 2 exons. The record is from RefSeq and is a predicted model, not a curated record.